Molecule: messenger RNA, 1053 nt
Organism: Mizuhopecten yessoensis (Yesso scallop)
Lineage: Eukaryota; Metazoa; Mollusca; Bivalvia; Pectinida; Pectinidae
Product: mucin-22-like
Exons: 4
Coding region: 1-1053 (350 amino acids)
Source: RefSeq, a predicted model, not a curated record
AUGGAACUGGCCCUCAAUGAGACGAUGUACCUGGAUGAUAACUAUCUUAGACAAGGAACGAAUUUGAAAGAGCAUCUCCCGGAAUUAUGUGCCAUGUACAGUGAUCUGUACCUACCAGGUGUUCAUCUGACAGACAACAUUGCAUCAUCAAUGAUGGAUGAUACCUCUUUUCAGGCAUUGGAGGAGUUGGAGGUAACCCCUGAGCCGCAACAGGAGAAAGAGAGACUUGUAUCGAAAGAGAUUGAGAUAUCUUCAAAGGAACCAGAGGAGAUGGAGCUAGAUCUCCAGCUAGCACAAGGGAGAAAUACAGCUACAUUGUCACCUCAGCAGACAGAGUCAACUGCUGAAUCUGAACCAUCACAGGAAGUAAAGAUAGUACCUGAGCAACUUCAGGAAAGAGAUACAGUUUCAGAGUCACCACAGGAAAGAGAGACAGCUCCAGCGCUACUACAGGAAAGGGAAACAGCUCCAGAGCCACUACGGGAAAGACAGACAACUCCAGAGCCACCACAGGAAAGAGAAACAGCUCAAGAACUACACAACAAAGAGACAGGAGAGAAAAAUAGAGACAGCUCCAGAAGCACUACAGGAAAUAGAGACAGCCCCAGAGACAUCACAGGGAAGAUAGACAGCUCCACAGCCACAAUAGGAAAGAGAGACAGCUCCAGGGCCAUCACAGGAAAAAGAGACAGCUCCACGGCCACAACAGGAAAUAGAGACAGCCCCAGAGACAUCACAGGGAAGAUAGACAGCUCCACAGCCACCACAGGAAAUAGAGACAGCCCCAGAGACAUCACAUGGAAGAUAGACAGCUCCACAGCCACCACAGGAAAGAGAGACAGCUCCAGGGCCAUCACAGGAAAGAGAGACAGCUCCAGGGUCACCACAGGAAAUAGAGACAGCUCCAGGGCCACCACAGGAAAGAAGGGACAGUUCCACGGCCACCACAGGAAAGAGAGACAGCUCCAGGGCCAUCACAGGAAAGAGAGACAGCUCCACGGCCACCACAGGAAAGAGAGACAGCUCCACGGCCACCACAGGAAAGAAGGGUAG